GCCCGGCGUUGGCGGCGGCGGGGCCCGGGUCCGGGGUGCMGGUGCCGGUGCCGGGCCCGCAGGAGGCGGCGGGGCCGCCAUGAACCGCGGCGGGGCGGGGGCAGCGCCCGCCUUCCCCGGGCCCGUGCAGUUCCCCGGCAGCACCACGGUGCUGGUGGAGCUGACCCCCGACAUCCACAUCUGCGGCAUCUGCAAGCAGCAGUUCAACAACCUGGACGCGUUCGUGGGGCACAAGCAGAGCGGCUGCCAGCUCUCCAGUGCCGCKGCCAGCGCUGCCAGCACCGUGCAGUUCGUGUCCGAGGAGACCGUGCCCARCACUCCGGCUCAGAGCAGCGGCAGGAGCAUUGCCUCGGAGACACAAACCAUCACAGUUUCUGCCCCAGAGUUUGUUUUUGAGCAUGGCUACCAAACCUACCUGCCCAGCGAGAGCACRGAGCCUCCAGCUGCUGCUGUCGUCCCUACACCACCAAAAGCAAGGUCCAAGAAAUCCUCCUCCUCACUGYCACUGAAGAAACUCAGCUGCCUCUACCCAGGUUGCCAGUUCAAGACUUCCUAUGGUAUGAAGGAUUUGGAACGCCAUCGGCGAACACACACAGGAGACAAACCCCACAAGUGCGAGGUGUGCAGCAAGUGCUUCAGCCGCAAGGACAAGCUGAAGAUGCACAUGCGCUCGCACACGGGCGUGAAGCCCUACAAGUGCAAGCACUGCGAGUACGCGGCGGCCGACAGCAGCAGCCUCAACAAACACCAGCGCAUCCACUCCAACGAGCGCCCCUUCAAGUGCCAGAUCUGCCCCUACGCCAGCCGCAACUCCAGCCAGCUCACCGUGCACCUCCGCUCGCACACAGGAGAUGCCCCUUUCCAGUGCCAGAUGUGCCCUGCUAAGUUCAAGAUCAACUCGGACCUGAAGCGGCACCUGCGGGUGCACUCGGGGGAGAARCCCUACAAGUGUGAGUUCUGUGAUGUGCGCUGCGCCAUGAAGGGCAACCUGAAAUCCCACAUCCGCAUCAAGCACAGCAUGGAGAACACGCUCAAAUGCCCCGAGUGUGAAUUCCAGUGCGGCAACAAGACCAGCCUGCGGCACCACAUCCGCAGCCACCAGCCCGAGCAGCCGGUGAAAUGCUCCGAGUGCAGCUACUCCUGCUCCAGCAAGGCAGCCCUGAAGGUGCACGAGAGGAUCCACUGCAAGGAGCGUCCCUUCAAAUGCGAGUUCUGCAGCUUCGACACCAAGCAGCGCAGCAACCUCACCACCCACGUGCGCAAAGCCCACGGCGACAAGGUCAAGGGCAAGAAGCACUCGCUGGACAAGAAGGAAGGACAAGAGAGGCCCAAGCAGGGCGGCUCCAGGCAGGUGGCCAAGCUGGACGCCAAGAAAGCCUUCAAGUGCGACCUGUGCGACGCCUCGUUCGUGCGGGAGGACUCGCUGCGCAGCCACAAGAAGCAGCACAGCCUGUACGGCGGCGCCAAGGGCGGCGAGCUGGCCGUGCUGCAGCUGCAGAUGGAUCCUGGCCGCCAGCCCGGCGCCCCCAUCGCCGUCAGCCACCUGCAGGUGCCUCUCCAGGCCGGGCAGGCGUCYCCCUACAACGAGGGCAGGGUGAAGAUCAUCGUGGGCCACCAGGUGCCCCCGGUGCAGGCGGUGAACGUGGUGCCGCCGGCGCUGCUGGGCGCGGCGCAGGACGAGGUGCUGGCCGGUGGCCGCCUGCAGCUGCUGGGCCAGGUGAGCGUGCUGGCCCCGGCUCCGGCCACGGGAGCCCAGCCGGCCGUGCUGCUGGCCGGCCACGAGCAGGGAGAGGCCCUGAUCCCCGCGGCCACCCCCUGCCACGAGCCUGCCACCAGCCAAGCCUUCAUCGCCGGCUCCGGCAUCAGCUGCUCCGACCUGGAGGGGCUCAACGCCCUGAUCCAGGACGGAGCCGCCGAGGUGACCGUGGUCAGCGAUGGAGGGCAGAGCAUCACCGUGUCCACGGCUGCUCCCCCUCCUCCCAUCUUCUCGUCCUCCCACAGCGAGGGCCCCAAGCAGAGCUACUCCAUCAUCCAGAGCGGGGCACACACAGCCCUGCUGUGUCCUGCAGACUCCAUCCCCGAUUAGCGCCGGGAUGGGGCUGAUCCCGGCCAUGGGACAGGACUGAGAGUGGCACCACUGGGACAUAACUCAGUGCAGGAUGGCUCCUCCACAGCCAAAUACCUUCCAGAUUUUAUUUGUCUGUACACAGAAGCGUCCUGUGUGUGCGRACGGGGAUACAUUUGUCUUUCUGUGCCUCUUUGGAGAAUCCAAAGAGCUGCUGCCACAGYCCCCAAGCAGUGACAUUCCCAGACUGUGACUCUUGUACUGUGCUGUCUGAAAGAAAAAUCCUCACCUUGAGCUGAAUUACCUUCACAGCAGCCUUGUUCUUUGAUGCACACACAAAAAGCCAAUAAUCUGAGCCAUUCUGGAGUUUAUUUAAGUGAAGUCUCAGU
This is a messenger RNA of Malurus melanocephalus (red-backed fairy wren), 2454 nucleotides long. RefSeq names its product ZFP64 zinc finger protein (gene ZFP64). The transcript has 6 exons. The coding region runs from base 80 to 2086 and encodes 668 amino acids. NCBI's taxonomy places the organism in Eukaryota, Metazoa, Chordata, Aves, Passeriformes, Maluridae. The record is from RefSeq and is a predicted model, not a curated record. Gene Ontology annotation, biological process: regulation of DNA-templated transcription. Gene Ontology annotation, molecular function: DNA-binding transcription factor activity, RNA polymerase II-specific; RNA polymerase II cis-regulatory region sequence-specific DNA binding.